UUGACGUAUGAAUAGAUUUGGGUUUGGUCAUAAAUUGUUGUGAAGCCCUUAAAUUAAAAUACAUACAUUUUAUGAAAUUUUGUAAUCAUGUCGGGGCAAAAUGUUAAUGUCUGUGAUAUCGGUGAAGAUGUAAAAAAUGUAUUAAAGAAAUUUCGUUUUCAAAAACACAAUUCUAAUUCAGCAUUAAUUUUAAAGGUGAACAGAGAAAAGCAAGCACUAGAAGUGGAUGAGGAACUAGAGAGUGUUGAACUAGAAGAUCUUCAAGACAUAUUGCCAUCACACCAGCCUCGGUUUAUUAUAUACAGUUAUAAAAUGGAACACAAUGAUGGCCGCACCUCGUUUCCUAUGUGCUUUAUAUUUUAUACACCCAGAGAUGCACAUAUGGAGUUACAGGUUAUGUAUGCGGGCACACAGCGAGCCCUAGCGGCAGCGGUCGGCGCUCCACGUUUGUUGGAAGUGCGAGAGAUUGAUGAACUUACAUCUGAUUGGCUGAACGAGAAACUCAACAGAUAGACUUCACAUUAAUGCUAUAGGUCACUUGUAA
Messenger RNA from Papilio machaon (common yellow swallowtail), 544 nucleotides. RefSeq names its product glia maturation factor beta (gene GMF). Gene Ontology annotation, cellular component: actin cortical patch. The transcript has 4 exons. The record is from RefSeq and is a predicted model, not a curated record. NCBI's taxonomy places the organism in Eukaryota, Metazoa, Arthropoda, Insecta, Lepidoptera, Papilionidae. Gene Ontology annotation, biological process: actin filament debranching; negative regulation of Arp2/3 complex-mediated actin nucleation. Bases 88 to 513 code for a protein of 141 amino acids. Gene Ontology annotation, molecular function: actin binding; Arp2/3 complex binding.